AUCUCAACCCUCCUUUUCUUCACUAGAUUGCGUCAACUACAAUGCUUGAUUUCUCUUCUACCUUUUGUGACAUCUCGAAGAACAGGAUGGCUGUCUUUCUUUGCUUUCUUUUCUUGAUUAUCUCCUCUGCUACUGGUUGUGAUCGAUGUGUUCACCAAUCCAAGGUUGCAUAUUUCUCCAAAGCCUCGGCCCUUUCAACUGGGGCUUGUGGAUAUGGUUCCAUGGCUAUAGGAUUUAAUAGUGGACACCUUGCGGCUGCUGUUUCUUCUCUUUACAAAGAUGGAGCUGGAUGUGGUGCUUGUUUUCAGAUAAGAUGCAAAAACACAGCUUUAUGUAGUAGCAGAGGAACUAGAGUGAUUGUGACUGAUCUUAAUAACAAUAACCAAACAGACUUUGUUCUUAGUAGCAGAGCUUUCAUGGCCAUGGCCAAAAAGGGCAUGGGUCAAGACAUCUUGAAACACGGGAUUUUGGACGUGGAAUAUAAAAGGGUACCUUGUGAAUACAAGAAUCAGAAUUUGGCUGUUCGAGUAGAAGAAUCAAGCAAAAAACCAAAUUACUUGGCCAUUAAACUACUAUAUCAAGGUGGCCAGACAGAGGUAGUAGCCAUGGACGUUGCUAAGGUUGGUUCUUCGAAUUGGGGUUUCAUGAGCAGGAAUCAUGGAGCAGUAUGGGACACCGACAGGGUUCCGGCAGGAGCUCUUCAAUUCAGAUUUGUGGUAACAGCUGGAUAUGAUGGAAAGUGGAUUUGGGCUCAGAAAGUCCUGCCUGAAGAUUGGAAGCCUGGGAUGACAUAUGAUUCAGGAGUCCAAAUCACCGAUAUUGCACAAGAGGGUUGCUCUCCAUGUGAUGAUGGGAUAUGGAAAUGAGGGGUCUUGCCACUACUAAUGUUAAUAAUAUUCAUCUAUACACACACAGUUUGAUCUGAUGUCAUUCUUCACAACAGAAUUCGAUAAUGUAGAGGAAUUUUAUGAAGUUAGCAUAUCUUUUUAUAGUAGCAGCAAUUCAGUUUCAAUGUUCCUCCUCCUCCUUUUUGUACUUUGCGAGUAGGGCAUUUGUCCACCUUACACAUCUUUAAUGGUGUUUAACGUAUUUGUUUUUUUUCCUUCCUCCAAUAAAUUAAUGUCCAUUCUCUCUC
Messenger RNA from Populus euphratica (Euphrates poplar), 1135 nucleotides. RefSeq names its product expansin-like A2. Lineage: Eukaryota; Viridiplantae; Streptophyta; Magnoliopsida; Malpighiales; Salicaceae. The record is from RefSeq and is a predicted model, not a curated record. The transcript is spliced from 5 exons. Bases 42 to 866 code for a protein of 274 amino acids. Gene Ontology annotation, biological process: sexual reproduction. Gene Ontology annotation, cellular component: plasmodesma; extracellular region; plant-type cell wall.